Molecule: messenger RNA, 1200 nt
Organism: Cotesia congregata
Lineage: Eukaryota; Metazoa; Arthropoda; Insecta; Hymenoptera; Braconidae
Source: the annotation of a GenBank genome assembly
AUGGCACCAGUUGAACGUGUGCGUUACAAAGAAAUAAAAAUAAAAAAGGGUGAAAAAUUCGCUCGAACAAUAAUUAAUUUACUCUCGCCCGAUAUAUUAGAAUUGACAGAACUUUCAAAGUGUCCUGCGUGUUACGGAACUACCGCGUGCGCAAAAAUAUUUGACAGUGAUUUAAAAUUUGAGUUCUAUGAUCUUUUCACGACUUUAUCGCACUUGUUUGCGGCAAAGAAUGUUUUUUAUGCUACUCUAGAGGGCACUAGAGUUGUUCUGAAGAAACUCGCUCAUGAUAAUGAAUUUUAUUUAUUCGAUCGCAUGAUUUGCGAAAGUGAAAAAUUUAAGCAUUUAUGUAUUGACAACAUUAAUAAAAAUAAUGUUGAAAUUUUUGAUGAAGAAUACUAUUUAUCAUUAAUUGCAUCCGAGGUAUCUCUUAAUUUUACCAGUGGAAAUUCUAAAUUAAUUUUGUGUCCAAAUACGGGACACUUGAAAAAUAUUUUAAAUUUAUCAAAAAAUUAUGCGGUUUAUGAAAAUGAACUGAUUAAUUUAUGGACAUUAAUUAAAAUUAAUCCUGAGCCCAUUAUUCUUCAGGCAAGUAAAAUCCUGAAAGCCGAUGAAGGAUGGCCGGUAGCCAAAUUCUACGGCGCUUGUGGCCGAUUAGUAGUAGAAGAAUACGCGGGUCUACCUCUGACAGUUUAUUAUCAGGAAGGAUGGCUACGGCGAGCCAAAAUUGCAAUCAGAUUACUUGAAUCAGCUCAUGAAUUCACAUUCCGUAAUCCAGAAUACUCGUUCUAUCUGACCGAUUUAUUAUCUGAUAACAUUGUCAUUGAUGAAAGCGAUAAUCCAGUGUUCAUUGAUCUGGAGAAUAUAAUUAUUCUGCACCGGAAUAUUCCCACUGAAGAACAACCACAACACUGGAGCUCCAUACAUACCAGUGAUAGCAUUGACUGUGAUAAUUGUUUUUUAUUCUCUCCUAAUGACAUUUGCAGGCAUCACAUAAGCGAUCACAAUUAUUAUUCUGUUUGCCAGUAUAUUUUAUCAAGUAAAUCAAACGAGAAUGGUUUUUUACAUUCUAUACCUUCUGAAAUUAUAAAAAACUACCCGGAAUUGAAAAUCAUGAUCGAUGAAUGUGCAUCGCCUCGAAGAUCAAAUCAUGGUACAAAAAUCUAUGUACAUGAAAAGGCUGCAAUAUCACAAAAAAUAUAA